Messenger RNA from Plodia interpunctella (Indianmeal moth), 4069 nucleotides. RefSeq lists its product as uncharacterized. The record is from RefSeq and is a predicted model, not a curated record. Bases 322 to 1968 code for a protein of 548 amino acids. Lineage: Eukaryota; Metazoa; Arthropoda; Insecta; Lepidoptera; Pyralidae. The transcript is spliced from 10 exons.
CAAAUGAAAAUAGUGUGGCGCGAAACCGCGGCGUGGUCGGUCGCCAUUGCCGCGUUCCAUUUUCAAAAUAAGUGCCCAAACUUUUUAAAUCCGCGUCGCCGUGAUAUUACCUAGUGAUGUGACUUAGAGAAAAUAAUUAAAAAGUUAUUAAGUACAUACGUUUAUGAACUGUUUAAAACUAAUAAUAUAAUUAAUUUAUUGCAAAUUAUUGAUGUAUAUAAAGUUUUUGUGUCUACAGUGAGCUAGUUUGUUAAUCGCUGAUGUAAUUAUGGCCAAGGCUGAAUGGAUUCUUAAUACUUAGAGAACAAAUGACAUUUCAAAAUGGCGGUCACCAGUGAUCUUAUAGCACACGACGAGCCUGGGAACACGAAACUCCAUCCUUAUUUGGUUGCCUUAGUGCGGUGGUGUGUGUCCUGCCUCUGGAGCACCGCGAACAUCCUGAUACAUCGCCUGCUGACAGCUCCACCGCCGAUAGCUGUCCUCCCGGCAGCGCGGCGGCCGGCGCGACGCGCGGCCAGCACGGCGCACCUGGACCCGGAGCCGCGCGUGCACUGCGUGGAGCUGCACACGCCCGACGUGCACACACUAGACGUGAUUUUCGUGCACGGCCUUUACGGUUCUCUCGAAAACACAUGGCGACAGGGCGACUGGCGGCCGAAAUACAAGAUUAAACCAGACAAAAUACCACUCGUAGACCCUUCGAACACUUGCAAAUGCGAGAAAGAAACCGAAUUCCGCAACAAAUCCAACCAUAUCGAGAGCAAAAUUGGCGCCGAAACAUUUGACGUUUGCCGAAAUGUCAAAAUAACCGACGAUGAGGCAUUUGUCACGGAAAAAUUUGGUUUAAUGGACCAAGUGGACAUUGUGGACAAUUAUGAGUUGCAGGCAAAUUUCGUUAGAGAUCUAUUUAAGAAGGAAUGUAAAAAUUGUGACGAUAAUUUUAAAGAUAAGAAUAUUACUAAGGUAGAUUUAAAUGAUUGUGAAUGUAAGACAAAAGAAGGGAGUUGUGAGGUGGGCUGUGGUUGUGUCUGUGAUAAAUGCUAUUCUACGUGUUGGCCCAGAGACUGGAUAAAACUGGAUUAUCCCGAGGCGAGGGUUAUAUCUGUGAAUUACACAAGCGACCCGCAUUUAUGGCGACCAUUGUGGGUGAAGGGAUACAAAAGACUUCGUCUCCACGAGCGAGCGGAACAGAUGACCCGCCAGCUCCUGGCUCUGGGCGUGGGGCAGAGGCCCAUCAUCUGGGUGGGGCACUCCAAGGGCGGGCUAUUCGUGAAGCAGAUCUAUUGUGAAGCUUAUGAAGCCUACCUCAAAAUGCAGAAUGAAGCGAUAAAUGACAAUACAGAAGCCAAUAACAAUCCACAAGUAGAUAUCAAACAAGGCAUAGACAAUGAGGAAGUAGACAAUCAUUAUAAUAAGAACAGGGAGCAAAAAAUAAAAUAUGGUGGUGAAAUAUUCGAGUCGAAUGAUAAUAUAGAAGACAAUAAGUUAAAGGGACACGAGAUUGGUGAAGAUACAGCAAAAAUGACUUCAAACAGCGAUGAAGCCGUGUCGGCGUCGCCCGUCGUGGGUCUGUGGCGCAACAGCGCCGGGUUCAUGUUCUACUCGGUACCGCACAGGGGCUCGCCUCUCGCCGACAUCAAGAUGCCGGUAACAGCGCGCAGCGUGGAAUUGCUCGAGAUCAGCAAGGACUGCGCGCUCGUGGUGUCGCUGCAGACGCGCUGGCUGGCGGCGAGCGCAGCGCGGCGGCCCGCCGUGCGCAGUCUGGUCGAGACCGCGCGCACGCUCAUGGCCGUGCUGCGCCUGCGCAUCGUCAGCGCCUCCUCUGCUGACGCUGGUAUCGGCGCGCUGUACGGCGUGUCGGUGGACCACCGCGAGAUCUGCAAGCCGUCCAGCCGUUCCUGUCUGCUCUACACAGAGCUCAUGAGCUUGAUGAACGCUGCACUCAACAAAUGUCAGUGUCAAUAUUGACAAAUGUCAGUAUCAAUAAUAUUACUGGCCUGUUUCCUAACAAAUUACAUUUGUUUCUAAAAGAAUUACGACAGCUUCGGCCGCGCGGUCGUUGCAAUUUUUUAAAAUUUAACAAAGACAAUAAUUACUUUUGAUAGACAUUUAAUUUAUCUCAAGAUAAAUGUUGGCGGUUUUACUAUCUGACUUUAAAGUUAUUAAUUUUUAAUGUGGUAAUGUCGAUUUUAUGAAUGAUUGAUUUCUGAAAUGAUUCCUUUCUUGGUCCUUCGGAGACAAUUGACGGAUCGUAAUGACAGCGCGGCCGCAGCGGUCGAAACGCUCUGAGAACCUGGUAGACAUGAAACGUCAGUUUUAAACAACUAUCAUUUGAAUAGAACAACUGUCACUUGAAUAUUUUAACACAAAAGUGCUCUCUUGAGAUUGAUAAUCGCGGCGCUUAAUGCCGAUGUCAAUUAAAACACCAUAAACCCCGUGCAAAUACGAAACGGUGAAAUAAGGUACCUUUGGUAGAUAAAUAUAAAUAAAUAAAUAUAUUAGAACAAAUCACACAGAUUGAGCUAGCCCCAAAGUAAGUUCGGGACUUGUGUUAUGGGAUACUAACUCAACGAUACUAUAUUUUAUAACAUAUACAUAUAUAGAUAAACAUCCAAGACCCGGGCCAAUCAGAAAAUAUCAUUUUCCAUCAUGACCAGACCGAGACCACUCGGUUCAGAGGCAAGCACUUUAAUUCAAAUUCAAAUCAUUUAUUCAGAAAUUAGACCUUCACAGGUACUUUUUCUAGUCAAUUUUUAUAUUUAUAGUUAUUUCUCACAAGCUACAAACUACUGGAUUUACCACUUCGCCACCGACAUCCUAUAUGCGAAGUAUCAAGUAAAUAUUAUCAUCAUCAGCCUACCCUUAUCACACUUUAUGUGUGGUCGAUACAGCACGUCAGUCUCCUCCACUCCUCCCUGUCUGAUGUUAACCGAUCUGUCACUUCCCUUUUAGCCAUAUCCUGCCUGACGCACUCAAUCCAACUCUUCUUCGGCGUGUCCCUAUUUCUUUUCCCAUUCAAUUUCAAACCCAUAACCUUUCUUACAAUAUAAAUAUUAACAUAAUGUUUAAUAUUAAGGUAAUAAUUAUUAAAUCGGCUGUGAAUUCUAGAUGCUAGGCGUCCAUAAUAGUAUCAAGAAGGAAUAAUAUCAGUUUUGUGUGUGUGUGUGUGUGUGUGUGUGUGUGUGUGUGUGUGUGUGUGUGUGUGUGUGUGUGUAUGUGUGUGUGUGCGUGCGUGCGUGUGUACACACACACACAUAUACACACACCGCACACAACAAACACCGCACACCACGUGGGGUGCGGUGUUUGUUUAAAUGUCAAGAUUACAUUUUCAUAGUUUAUCUUUUUAUGCCCCUUUUCGGAAGUGUUAAUAUUUUCUGGAAACUUUUCAUAAAAGAUCUACCUAAGGUACCCUAUUUUUACCGACCGUUUUUUUAAAUGAAGUUCUUGUGCCGGUUACACCCCUUCGCCGAAGAGAACAGAACCAAUGCGAAGGAACAUACAAAAAGCUCGCAUAUAAACUGCAAUAAAGUUUACAUGCGAGCUUUUUUUAUCGCAAGAGAAAAAAUAUCGCAGCACGCAGCUAACUGUCCCUUUUACUAUCUAAUAUCGUGUACGCGUCGUGUAAAACAGUGAGAACGUGUAGACGCGUGUUUUAUGUUCCGUGGUAGCCCGCCAGACAUGUCGAAACUGCCAAAGUUGCACGAACUGUUUGCCUGAUAGUGUGUGGCCGGCAUAAAAAAUCCUCCGAUUCCUAUAACACUGUUUCAUUCCACAUAUUGUUACGGGACUUUUUUCAUGCGGCUUUCUCAUUUUCUUUGUUCAUACGGCGGUUCAACUCGGACAUACGCCGAUGCUAAUGCGUGACCAUUGCGUAGUCAGUAUGAGUGCCUUUAUUUAUCGCAAUGAAAAACAAACAAUGUAUACCGGUAAUCGGCGAACUGGUCCGCGGUAGCGUGGAGCCGGCUUCGCAUCACAUACUAAUUGUACAUUUCAUUGAAAAAGUAUUUUUUACUUCCAUAUUUUGAGAUAACUUUAUUGUAUCAAUAAAAUAAUUAAUAUCAUGUUA